Messenger RNA from Linum trigynum, 3616 nucleotides. NCBI's taxonomy places the organism in Eukaryota, Viridiplantae, Streptophyta, Magnoliopsida, Malpighiales, Linaceae. The record is from the annotation of a GenBank genome assembly.
GAGUGGUCGAAUCAUAUUAUUUGUUAAAUCAGCAUAAUGAUAUGAAUUGAUUUGACAAUCUUGGUUAUAUAUAACUAGUUUUUUGUCUGCAUUUCGCGGCGGUAAAAAUUAUGCUUAUAUUUUUUUAAUGAUACAUAACAAAUAAUUGUUCCUCCAAUAUAUUUAGGAUAAAUACAAUUUAUUAGAAUGGUGUUACGUAAAUUUUUCUUAUAAUGUAUAAUCUAAUAAUAACAUCAAGUUAAAAAAAAUAGUAUCACAUUUGAUUGAACUAUUAUGUAAAAAUUAACUUACCUUAUGGAACAUUUGCAUAAUGCAAACUGAUGGAUGGUGAAUAUUGUAGUUAAGAAUAAAGGAAUUUUAUUACUAAUAAAAUAAUUACCUUAUUAAUAAAGAAAUUUUCAAUAAAACUCAUAUUAUGGAAGACUGGAUAAUUUAUUUUUAAUUAAUAUAUAAGAAAUAACUAUUCUUUCAUAAAUUUUACAUAUUGUCUAAAUCAUUACGAAAGACUUAAUGUACCAUUAAUACAAAAAGAAAUAACUAUCUAUCAUAAAUUUGACGAUAGUUAUUUUUAAUUUACCUAAUUUUUAUAGAACGGUGUUACAUAAAUAUUUUCAUAUUUUAUGGUCUAAUAAUUCACGAAAAGUAUCAUAAUUUGUGGUCUAAUAAUAAACUUUAUUUUCGAAAAGGUUGGAAAUAUUAUUUAGAAUUCUUUUUACCUUAUGAAAGCUUUGCGUAAUGCAAGUUGAGGGUUGUUAAUAAUGCAAUUAAGUUCUUGAAAUUGAUGGUGCAAAAAUUCAAUCAGAUAUAUUUAGUAGUUACGUCAUGGAUAGAAUUUGGGAAGAGGUUACAUGAAUUCUCAUUUUUUUGUGAAUCCAGUCAUGUUAUAACUUAUAUUAAAAAACCAUAAUAAAUACACAAUGAACAGUGUUUUCGGAAGGGAUUGGGGUUAAGCGGUUUUUUCGUAAGGAACUAUGAAAAUAGUGAAUGGUAAACUUGCACUUUUAAUUAAACUAGUAUUUUGGCUCGCACUUUGCAGCGAUAUGAUACUAAUUAUAAUUAUAACUUCAUCGAAUAAUUAAGAGCUAACUUGCAAUAUUAUAAUAAUAAUAAUAAUAAUAAUAAUUGAAAGAGCUGGGUACACAAUGUUGGAGACUUGGAUCUAGUUCGUUUUACUCAAUUUGUUAUAAUCUUUUGUUGUUGUUGUUGUUGGUAGACUUGUUAUAAUCUGUAUAGGCGAGUUGUAAUUAAAAGGGUGUAGAUCAUGAAUCUUAUGUUUGCUUGGUGAUAUUAAUAAUCUCCUCCGCCAACUUUUGCCUGUCUCUGUUGAAAAUCAUAGCAAAGUAGUUCCUUUUUUUUCCUUUCCAUUUUCCUUGUCCACGAUCAGUUCUUCAAGAAUAACAAGGAACGCCUAAGCAAAACCAAAGGAAAAUCAAACAAACUUAAAGAGUGGACCGAUCGAUGACAGUUUGAAGAGGGCAUUCCGAAAUAUUAAUGGACAACUCAAAAGGUUUGGCUAAUAUAUGAAUCAUGCAAUAUGGUGCUUGGUGCAUAUCCAUCCAUCCUGGUCUCUGUCACUAGAUAUCUGUGGGCCUCGAUCGAUCGUCCGAUUUCCAUUUUUUGGCCGAUUAAAACUGCUCAUUAGUACGAUAUUGUCCGCUUUGGGCCAAGCCCGCACGGUUUUACUCUUGGGUGUCCUCCCCGAAAAGCCUCGUACUAAUUGGGCUAGAUGGACACUUAUCUAAACCAUACUUAUAUGGAGGUUCUCCUCCAUAAUCCUAUUAAAUCAAAAUUUCCUGCAUUCUGCGCAGAGAACGGAGGGUCAUUUAGGUAAACAUCAUUUUAACUCACACAUGGGCCUUACGUAGCAAUAAAGUAGGGACAGAAUGAGAGAAUGAAAAGGGCCUUAAUUUAUGUGGGCUUAUUGUUAUAAAAUUAAGCAAGACUACAAACGUUGUUAUUUACUUUAUUGUUUUCUACCGGAUGUGAAAUUUAAUGUGUACAAUAUUUUCAAUCAAUAACAUUAUUUUUAAAUUUUAUCAAAUUGGCCAAUUCUGAGAGAUGAUUGUCAAGUUGGACGGUCAAAAACCGAUCGUCAAGUUGGAUGGUCAAAACUGAUUGUUACGUUCGACGGUCAAAACCGUUAACUAAAACGAUCAACCCGCCAUGUCACUGCUCAGUUACCCAAUAUUGAUGACGUGGAUGCUACCUGGUAUAAAAAUAAUAAAAUAUUUAGAUUUAAAAAUAUUUAUGAAAAUAAAAAUAGUACACGAAUGUUUUAUAACUACAAAUAUCCUUUACAUUAAUGUUAAUUCACGUAAACAUGAAAGAUUAAAUUGGAAUGAAACGAAAAGAGUAAAAAACGGAAAAUGGAAUUUGGAAACUUAAAUUAAUGAAACUAAAAUAAAAUUAGAAGAAUUUUAAUUUUUAAUUACUUUGUUAUUUCAGUAAAUUUAUAUUAAUUUAUUAUUGAAUGUUUCAAGUAGCGAAACAAAGUGGCAAUGUUUCAAAUAUAUCAACAAAUCAGAUGACAGAGCAAUGAAGACUUUGGCAUCUAAACAAAGUGGCAAUGGAUAACACCAAAUGAGGAAAAUGAUAUUUCUAAACUGUUAGUAAACCGCAUCGAAUGAGGUAUGCUGGUUAGUUGUAAUUCACAUUCUGUGUUGCUUAUGUCAUGUCAUUUGGCUGAGGAGAACAAAGUGGUGACAAGGGAGAACGAACAAAUUGAAAAAGCUAUUGAAAAUAAUGAAACAUCAAUGCUAUUGGCAUGGAUGAAAAUUAAUGCUCAAAUAUAACUUUGUGGAUUUUUCUCAAUAUUUCUUUCGGAAUCGAAAGUUGAAAAGAUGGCAGAUGAGGAAGAACAAGGUUUGUAUUGGAAGAUUGUAUUAUUGUCAUCCAUCAGGUAAAGAAAGAUUGUAUUAUUAUAUUAUGAGUGGAGCGACUGCUUGAAAAAAGUUGCAUCUUGGGGUUCUGCAUCCUCCCAACACUAUAUGCAUGUUCCACGCGAGAACAUACAUAAUUGAAAAAAUGGAGCUCCCUGCGCAAUCCAUGGAAGGCCGUUCUGGUCUUUUUGGACCAAUAAUUUUUCUGCCAUUCCAUUCCGAUCCGGUGCUUCCUCUACUUAUUGCUAUACAGAGUAUGGGCAUGGCCUUCUUAAUUUGCUACUUGGGCCACUUUUCAUUCAAGCCCAUUAAAAAGAAAUCCGUCAAUCAAUACAUCAUAAAUGGUCUAUAAACGAAUAUCAACUAUUAAGAUUAACCCAUGUUUAGAGUUUGCAAUUUACAAUCCAAACGAUCAAUCCAAUUCAAUUCAUCCUCUUAUAUAUUCAACUAAUUUAAUUAUUUGUUCAUUGUAUUAUGAUUAAAGAAUUUGAAUCGCCAAAUCAAAAUUACGGUUCAUAAUGAGGUAGGUGCAUAAAAAAUACUAUCUAAAUCUUGAAUUCAAUAAAUUUUGGAGCAUUGUAUUGUUCUCUAUACCCUAAUGAGUAAUAACUGUGUGCUACUUUUCUAAACCUAAAUUUUGGGUUAUAAACUCAAAUGGUAAUUUAUUUGUGUAAUUUGUGAAUUAUGAAUUUGAUUUAUGGCUGCGAUGUAUGUAGUAAUGAAUUUGGGUCAUCUAU